Schistosoma bovis is the source of this 2630-nucleotide messenger RNA. NCBI's taxonomy places the organism in Eukaryota, Metazoa, Platyhelminthes, Trematoda, Strigeidida, Schistosomatidae. The record is from the annotation of a GenBank genome assembly.
ACUAGACACCCAGUGACAUAGCAACACACUCAAUUCUAUAACUGAAAUGGUCAAGAAGAGCAAUAAGAAAACACCAAAGAAGAAGAAUAUAAAGAGCAGGUUUUUUAAAAGCUUUACCAAUUACAUUUAUCAAGCAAUGAUGAUAAGAUUAAGAAGUUAGAAGAUGUGAGAAGGAUAGCUGCUGUUAAUGCCAAGUUAUGGGAGACUAGAGUGGAAAUUGCGGAAAAAGUCAAAGACAAGAUCCAUUGGCUGAUGAUAAUGCCAGACUUAAUGAUGCUCUACGUCAAUCAGAAAAGGAAUCAAUGGAUGUGUUUUCUUACUUAAAAAAGCAAAAUGAAGAUAAAGACAAUGAGGUAUCGUAUUGUUUAUUGAAGUUUUAGUGUGCAGCUAAAAGAACUUAAAAGCAAAAUGGAAUCCAUGUCCAUUUCUCACGAAAGAGAUAAAGAGUUAAUUAUCAGGGAUGCAAAACAACAGAUUUUGUGCAUAAAUAGUGAAAAGGAAAAAAAGUGCGAUAAAAUUAAGGAGCUCGAACAGGAAAUAAUGCAGUUGGAUGAAUAUAAAAGUGAGAAAACACGAACUGAAAACGAAAUAAAACAGUUGCGCGAUGAAGUUCAAAAUCAAAAGUGUCUCAUUGAGAAUAUGGAGACAAAGUUUUUCGAAGAGAAGCUAAAAAUGAGGGAAAGUAGCAUAAAAGAUAUCAAAGCUCUGGCAGAAGAAGCACACAAGAUUUCUAUUAAAAAUUUAGACGAUUCCGUCAAGUUGUCAUUUGUUCAGAACGUCGCAAUGAGGAGAUUUAUAACAUUUUUAAGAAAACAGCUGGUGUCAGCUGAGGACUUAUCAAGAUCUUUGAAUGAAGAAAACAAAAAGCUUACUAUAGAGAAGGAAACCUUGGAAGGCAUUUUGUUGUCAAAGUCCUUGGAGUGCAAAAACUUGAAGGAACUUAUUCAAGAGAAAGAUGAAAAAAUUGAACUUUAUCAAUAUGAAAUUAAACAGUUAACUGAAGAUUUAAAUAAACAAAAAACUAUAUUCAGUGAACAAGUGACACUUCAAACAUUUGAAGCAUCUAAAUCAAUAGAGAGAUUAACUAAAACAUUAGAAUUAGAACGUAAACGAAUGAUACGUAUAUCUAGUUUAGCAAAUAGAAUUUUACAACAAAGAAAUGAAAUUGAAGAAUUCUUUAUUACAUCAUUAAAUUAUGUUCGUGAUGAGAUCAAAGUGAAUCAAAAUAAUUAUAUUCAUGAUGCCAAAUCUGCAUAUGAAGCCAGUAUACGAUUAGCACAUUUAGGUAAAUCAAAUUAUCCACCUAUUAGAACAUUUCAAAAUAAGAUAACUAGCACAAAUAAUGUAUAUGAUGAUUUUAAAAUUGCUCAAAAAAUUCCGAAAUCAACACAUUUAACAAUUCGUGAUUUAACAUGGGAACAAAAAGAACGUGUCCUUUCUAUUUUAUUUGAAAAAAUGAAUCAUUCCAAAAUGAAAUUUAAUCAUAAAACUAAUCAUAAUAAAUCACCAAUGAAUCAGUUAAAUGAUCAAUUUAAUAAAGAAUUAAUCAUACAAAUGAAUAAUUGUAACAAUGGAACUAAUCAACAGCUUGCAGUGAAUGAAAUUGAUUCCAAGUCAAUUCUAUUGACAAUCGAUAAUGAUGAUGAUGAUGAUGUUGAUGCUGCUGAUGAUGAACAUGAUCAAGGUAAAAUAAAAGAUCAAGUUAAUGAUAAUGAUAAAGUAAAAGAGAAUCAUCAAAAUCAAUCUAAAGAAUUAACAAAGAAACUUUAUGAAAAAGUAAUUCAAUUCAAAGAUCAUGAAAUUGAUGAAAUGAAUUCAAUUAAUCAAUCGGAUGUUAAAUGUACAUUAGGCAAUGAUUAUGAAACUAUUCAUCAAAGAAAUAUUGAUUCUACAAUGAAUUGUCAAAUAAAUCAAACUAAAGUACCAUAUCCAUCACCUCAAUAGAAUAAAAGAGAAUAUGUAUUGGUUAAUGAUAAUGUGAGAAAGUUAUCUUUAGUGAUUCAAAGAAAAGACAAUUCAAUAUUAUGUACUAUUUCGACAGAUUACAUUCAUACAAAUUGAUGUUCGUUUCUUUUUUCUUUUUUAUAGGAGUUUUGUCCUUUGAGCUGGAUGAUUUGGUUGUGGAGCUUUCAUCAUUCUGCUGAACGACAUCAUCAGCAUAAAUUUCAGGUAGAAGUAAAGUUUGUAAAUAGUGUGAUAAAAGAAGAAGGUUAAGCUUAUAUAUUAGGAGUUGGGCUAGUGUUGUGAGUUUGGUUUAUAACCCUAUACGGCUUUAAUCACCAACAUUCAACAAUUAUUGUAUAAUGAUGCUUUUCCAUCCAUCCUUUGCUUUACAAACUUAAAAACUCAGGAUUGAGAUAUAGAGUGAGGAGUUACAUUGAGAAGAUGUUGUUGCAAUUACGAAAGCAUCCUUGACUACACAUUAAAUUACAUUCAGUACUUCAAUAUAUGAUCUGCUUUAGGAACAGAUAUUUAUUUCUUUUGAUUUAACUUCAGCAUCAUGUGAAUGUUAAUUCACUGUUUGGUUGCAUCGUAGACAUUCUUUUUCGAUUUCAAGCAUUUUCGAAACCAAACAUUGUCAAUUUCCAUUUAGUUAAUAUACUAACAGCUUAUAAGCUAUUUAACAUUUG